ACCUGUAGAAACCAUUAGAAACCAUGAGGACCGCCGCAGUGAUUAUCCUGACCCUUUUCGUGGCCAGCGGAUGGGCGCAGCCGCUGGAGUUCCCCGGCCAGCUGCCCGCCCAGCUGGACGCCGAGGUGCACAGCGUGGUGGAGGAGAUCACCGAGAUUGGCAAGUCCACCGGCCUGGCCCUGGUGCAGCAGUACGAUGAGAUCGUGCGGGAGCCGCAGCAGGAGCUGGAGGAGGCCCUGGACCAGGUGGAGUCGCGUCGCCAGGAGAGUCCCGAGUGCGUCGCCGCCGAGGAUGAGGAGAUCGCCCGCAUCGUGGACGCCGCCCACGAGGAACUGCACUCCUGCGGCGUCGUUGCCGCCCAGACAUCCGCUGAAAUCGCCACCGACGUGAGCGCCGCCACCCAACAGCUGGUCUACGGGGGCUACAACGUGGCCACCACCUACAACAAGUGCCAGAACUACAAGAACUCUGUGCUCAAGCAGUCCUGCAUGGCCAAGUUCUACAUUCAGGCCACCGUCUACCUGGUCAGUGCCCGGUCCUCCAUCAAGACCAUUCGCCAGUCCACCAGCGAGCGUAUCCCCGCCGUCUUCGUCGACGGCAACGCGUGCACCCACUCCGCUUCCUCGCAGGCGGUGCUCGGCCUCCAGGAGGUCAACGCCCACAUCGACGCCUGCGUCUCCCGACGCCGCUAGGUCAGGCAACAAGUCAUCUGAUUGAAAUCAAAAAGAACAAAUAAAAAUUAUAAAUAUUCCAUGCAACAAUUAA
Molecule: messenger RNA, 765 nt
Organism: Drosophila biarmipes
Lineage: Eukaryota; Metazoa; Arthropoda; Insecta; Diptera; Drosophilidae
Exons: 1
Coding region: 24-692 (222 amino acids)
Source: RefSeq, a predicted model, not a curated record